Molecule: messenger RNA, 1329 nt
Organism: Pipistrellus nathusii (Nathusius's pipistrelle)
Lineage: Eukaryota; Metazoa; Chordata; Mammalia; Chiroptera; Vespertilionidae
Source: the annotation of a GenBank genome assembly
AUGGGCCUCCCAACCGUGCCUGGCCCGCUGCUGCCACUGGUGCUCCUGGCACUGUUGGUGGAUAUAUUCCCUUCAGGGGUCAUUGGACUGGUCCUGCACUCCAGGAACCGGGAGAAGAGAGACAGCCAGUGUCCCCAGGGAAAAUACAUCCACCCUCAAAACAGCUCCAUUUGCUGUACAAAGUGCCAUAAAGGGACCUACCUAUACAAUGACUGCCCAGCCCCAGGGCAGGACACAGUCUGCAAGGAGUGUGAAAAGGGCACCUAUACUGCAGUCGAGAACUUCCUCAAACAAUGCCUCCCCUGCUCCAAAUGCCGGAAAGAAAUGGACCAGGUGGAGAUUUCUCCUUGCAUGGUAAACCAGAACACCGUGUGUGGCUGCAGGAAGAACCAGUACCAGGAGUCUUUGGAUGACAAUCUUUUCCGGUGCCGGGACUGCAGCCCCUGCCUCAACGGCACGGUGCACAUCUCCUGCAGUGCGAAGCAGAACACCGUGUGCAUUUGCCACGCAAAUUUCUUCCUAAAAGACAACAAGUGCAUCUCCUGUGAUAAUUGUGAGAAAAACUCGGAGUGCACGAAGUUGUGCCCAUACACAGAUAACCUGGUUACUCAGAGGCCUCCGGACUCAGUGCUGUUGUCCCUGGUGAUCUUCCUUGGUUUCUGUCUUUUAUGCCUCCUCUUCAUGGGCUUAACAUGCCACUUCAAACGGUGGAAGCCCAAGCUCCAGUCCAUCGUUUGUGGGAAAUCGACACCUGUAAAGGAGCGGGUGCCACCGGAGCUCCUGGCCUCCGCCCCAGGCUUCAGUCCCACCACAGGCUUCAGUCCCGUCCCCAGCUCCAUGCCAAGCCUCACCUCCACCCCUGCUGAGUGGUCCGACUUCAGAGCUGUACCGCCGCCACCCAGAGAGAUGGCCCCAUCCCACCAGGGGGCCGGCCCUCUGCUCACCGCGACUCCAGCCUCCACCCCCAGCGCCACCCUGCUUUCCAAUUGGGAGGGCAGCACCUACGCGCAGCGCCCAGAUGCGGACCCCGCGACGCUGUACGCCGUGGUGGACGGCGUGCCCCCGUCUCGCUGGAAGGAGUUCAUGCGGCGCCUGGGGCUGAGCGAGCACGAGAUCGAGCGGCUGGAGCUGCAGAACGGCCGCUGCCUGCGCGAGGCGCACUACAGCAUGCUGGCGGCCUGGCGGCAGCGCACGCCCCGGCGCGAGGCCACGCUGGAGCUGCUGAGCGUCGUGCUCCGCGACAUGGACCUGCUGGGCUGCCUGGAGGAGAUCCAGGCGGCGCUGUGCGGCCCCGCCUCCCACCCCCUGCAGCCCCACCCGUCCCGGUGA